This is a messenger RNA of Penicillium paradoxum, 7713 nucleotides long. RefSeq names its product putative polyketide synthase. Gene Ontology annotation, biological process: fatty acid biosynthetic process; secondary metabolite biosynthetic process. The coding region runs from base 1 to 7713 and encodes 2570 amino acids. Gene Ontology annotation, molecular function: phosphopantetheine binding; fatty acid synthase activity. The record is from RefSeq and is a predicted model, not a curated record. Lineage: Eukaryota; Fungi; Ascomycota; Eurotiomycetes; Eurotiales; Aspergillaceae. The transcript has 3 exons.
AUGGCCGAUCUGAAAUCCACCACGCUUACCCUCAUUUUUGGGCCCCAGGAUCCAGAUAUCAGUGGCGAACAAUUGGACGAUCUUCGAACAGCCCUGCUCGAAUCACCGCGUUUUCAAUGGAUGAUAGAUCUUCUGACAAACUUAAAACCAGAGUGGUCGACAAUCGCUACUGCUCAUCCUGAACUCCAGGCUUUCCAGGGUUCGAAGUACCUGCAGAUACUGGGCGAAUGGAUGAGAAGGGGUGUAUUGCCUCCGAACAUAUUUCCAAUGCCCAAUGUUUUGGUCACUCCGUUGGUCGUCAUAACUCAAUUGGUGCAAUAUACCAAGUUCGUCGAACAAAUCAACCCAAAGAUCAUGCGAGAGGAUGCUUUGAAGGGGGUAUUGAAGAUUCCCACCGAGACAGCGGGUUUGUGCACUGGGCUGUUGAGCAGUGCUGCUGUUGCUAGCUCGGGAAGUCUUGCAGAACUCGAAAAAUAUGGAGCGACUGCCAUCCGAAUGGCGAUGGCGAUCGGCGCCUUAGUCGAUGCCGGAGACUCGGAAAUUGAAGAUGGCGAUAAAUGGCAGUCGCUUGCUGUUGGUUGGACGACCCAGACAGGGGAGAUGGAGUUGACUAGUAUUGUGGAGCAUUUUCCCGGGGCUUAUAUCUCUGUCAUUUCCGAGGCCCGCCUGGCCACCCUCACUAUUCUGAAGAAAGACACGGAUAGAAUUCAAGAGGCAUUGAAGAAUUCCGGUUUCAUUUUCACAAAGACAACACUUCGUGGACCCUUCCACUGUGCGCGGCGCAAGGAACAUGCGACAGCUCUUUUGAAUUUAUUUGACUCAGAGUCGACUUUCCAUUUUCCGGCCAGCUCGCAGCUCGCCUUCAAGACACGAGAAGCCAAUGGCUCUCGAUUCUGCGACAACGAUAGACUUCACCAGAUGGCCACUUGUGCAAUGCUGACAGAGCAGGCCAAUUGGCACAAGCUAUUCAACACACUGCAUGAUUCAACUUCCCUGGCUGUGACCUUUGGGAGCCAGCGUUUCGUACCGCAGUGGUUCCUCCGCAAGCUCGGUCCUAACUUGUCAUCUGCAGCCGAUCUCGACAUACAGGCAAAUAUUUGCCCUGCCCCGAUGUACGCUCUACUAGACCCUGUCCCAGACUACUCGAUUGCUGUAGUCGGUAUGGCUUGCCACUUCCCUGGCGGCAGAGAUCUAGAUGAGUUUUGGCAGACUAUCUGCGCGGGAGAAUCGCAGGCACGCGAGGUCUCCGUGGACAGAGUGAACUUCGAGCACGCGGCCUGGAGAGAUAGCAAACCUGGGAAAAAGUGGUAUGGAAACUUUGUCCAAGAUUGUGAUAUGUUUGAUCAUAAAUUCUUUCAAAAUAGUCCGAGGGAGGUUGUAUCGACAGACCCUCAACACCGGCUGAUGCUGCAGGUUGCCUACCAGGCUGUGCAACAAUCUGGAUAUUUCAACAAGCGGAGGGCAAGUCGAAAUGUUGGAUGCUACGUUGGAAUUGGAGUCACAGACUAUGAGAAUAAUGUCGCGUGCUAUGAACCCACGGCAUACACCGCGACAGGAAAUCUCAAAUCCUUCGCUGCCGGAAAAAUCAGCCACUUCUUCGGUUGGAGUGGACCGGGCGUGACGAUCGAUACGGCCUGCUCUUCCUCCGCCCUGGCAGUCCACCACGCAUGUACUGCAAUUCUGAGCGGCGAGUGUGUUGCCUCCCUUGCCGGGGGCGUUAGUAUCAUGACGAGCCCCGAAUGGUAUCAGAACCUAGGCGGUGCAUCCUUCCUCAGCCCCACCGGGCAAUGCAAGCCAUUUGAUGCAGCCGCAGAUGGCUAUUGCAGAGGAGAAGGUGCGGGCGCCGUCUUCCUGAAAGAAUUGUCAAUUGCUCUUGAAGAGGGCGACCAGGUUUUGGGUGUUAUCAGGGGAUCUAGUGUGAACCAAAACGAAAAUUGCUCUGCAAUCACUGCUCCGAGUGUAUUAUCUCUCAGCAAAGUCUUCAGCAGUGUGCUCCGAAAGGCGAGGCUGGAUCCAAAGCAAAUCACAGUAGUCGAGGCGCAUGGCACAGGGACACAAGUUGGCGAUAAAGCGGAAUAUGAUAGUAUCCGCAAAACAUUGGGUGGCCCUGGCCGAGCGCAACCGCUAAAUUUGGGAUCCGUUAAGGGUCUUAUUGGCCACCUGGAGUGUGGCUCUGGCAUCGCUGCACUGAUAAAGGUGUUGUUGAUGAUUCAACACGGCUUUAUUCCCCCACAACCUGGUUUCCGUACGCUGAAUCCGAAAUUGAAGGCUCUACCAUCGGACAACAUUGAUAUUUCCAAAAGUCUCAAGCCAUGGCAAGUGGAAUUUCGUGCAGCCCUUCUCAACAAUUACGGCGCCUCAGGCUCAAAUGCAUCACUGAUAAUUACCCAGCCGAACCAAGCAACGUGCGAAGAUGCAGAUUUGGAAGCCUCUAUCGCAUACAAGCGGCCAUUCUGGUUUUCAGGUUUCGACAAUCAAUCAUUGCGAUCAUAUGCAGGGAAGAUGUCCCGAUUCCUUCGAUCCAGAAAGAAGAACGUCCCUUGCUUCUCGAUCCCUAAUGUAUCCUUUCAACUAUCUCGGCAGUCGAACCGCUCGCUGGGAGAGGCGCUUAUAUUUAGCUGUUCCUCAAUUGAUGACCUUGAAGCAAAACUUGGCGCUUUUGCAGACGGGCAUGGUGAGUUGAUAUCGACGGCUAGGAGAAUGGCAUCAAGGCCAGUGAUUCUCACAUUUGGCGGCCAACGAUCCAAUUUUGUCGGUCUCGAUCGAGAAGCAUACGACUCUUUCCCACUGUUGCGCGGUCAUCUUGACCGAUGUCACCAUAUCUGCCUAUCUUUAGGGCUGGGAGGAAUGGUACCCGCAAUCUUUGAACGGACCCCGAGAAAGAGUAUUGUAGAACUGCAAACCAUGAAAUUUGCUCUACAGUACUCCUGCGCGAGAAGUUGGAUUGAUAGUGGCGUGCAGGUCUCAGCGCUAGUAGGUCACAGUCUCGGUGAGCUCACGGCAAUGUGUGUCUCUGGCGUGCUUUCGCUCGAACAUGCAUUGAGGAUAAUCUCGGAGCGAGCGCGUGUCAUUGAAGCGAAGUGGGGCACAGAGAAAGGACGCAUGGUAGCCGUUGAAGGCAAUUUGGAGGAUGUGCAAGGGCUGUUGAAGUUGGCGAACGCUGCCUCGCCAGUCCCUGUCAAUAUCGCCUGCUACAACGGCCCUCGCAACUUCACCUUGUCUGGCACAUCCUUUGCAAUGGAGCGUAUCAAACAGACAAUAAUUGCCACUCCCGCCUUUUCUAACAUCAAGACAAAGGAUCUUGAGACUACCCAUGCUUUCCACUCCUCCCUAGUGGAUGAUCUGAUUCCUGAACUUGAGAAGCUGGGAGAAUAUGUGAUAUUCCGGAAACCAGUUCUUCACCAUGAGCGAGCAACUCAAGAGACUGCUAGCGGACCCCCAGUGUUCACAGCAUUUGCUUCUCAUAUGCGAGACCCAGUCUACUUUGGAAACGCAGUAGAAAGGCUUGCUGAGAAAUACCCUUCGAGCAUCUGGCUCGAGGCAGGCUCGGGCUCAGGAGUAACAGCGCUUGCACACAAAUCCAUCAAGUCUAACGGCAUGAUCUUCCAGUCUAUCAACAUCACAAGCUCAGGGGCUGUUCAGAACAUCACUGAUGCGACAAUCAACCUGUGGAAGGCGGGGCUCAAUAUCUCCUUCUGGGAGCAUGUCGAACCUGCAGUCAACUACCCCAUCCUUUUGCUUCCACCAUAUCAGUUUGUCAGGUCCAGACAUUGGCUAGAUCGUCGGAAACCGGAGGUAAAGCAAAUCGAGUUGGUCAUGCAGGCACCCGAGACACGCACCACUAUGUGGUCGUUCAUUGGCUUUCAAGACUCUGCCAAGAUGCAUGCGCGUUUCCAGAUUUACACCGAAUCAGAAGAAUUCCAGACUCAUGUUGGGGCCCAUUUCAUUGCACAAACAGCCGCAAUUUGCCCCAGUAUGGUUCAGCAGGUCAUAGCCCGUGAUGCGCUGGCAAGUCUGGUUGAGGACCUAAGUUUACUUCCUACUCUUGAAGGCAUGGAGAGCGAGUCCCCCCUUUGUCUGGAUGGGUCAAAACAGGUCUGGCUCGAUGCAGAGAGGGGUGAUAACAACCCGCUGACCUGGUAUUUCCGUAUUACCAGCACAGAGCGCGAGGCCCUGGAGACUAUACAGCAUGUCUCAGGCCGCAUAACAUUCCAGUCGUCUGAGGAUAUUAGUCGGAUCUUUGAUACCUAUGAGCGGCUGGUUGAUCACAAGCGGGCUCUCGGUUUGCUCGACGGGGAAGAGUCUGACCAAGUCAUCAAGGGUAGUCGGAACAUCUAUAGGAUGUUUGCCCCAGUGGUAGACUAUAAAGCCAAUAGCUACAAGGGGCUGCAGAAGCUUGUCUCCGCUGGAAACGAGUCUGCGGGACGCAUACUGAAGCAAGAUCCGCCACAAACCCUUCUCAGCGUUGGUCUGGGUGACAGCUUCUGUCAAGUGGCUGGAGUCUUCUUGAAUUGCAUGACGGACUGCGAUGACGGCAAAAUGUAUCUGUCUAAUCGGUCUGAUAUGUGGAUGCGUUCACCCAGCUUCCCAAUUGAUGUAAGACCAGAGCGAUGGGACGUAUAUGCGCGCCACCAGAGAUCGCCAAAGGGGUAUUUGAGCGAUAUAUUUGCCUUCGAUGCUGACAGCGGUAAACUAGUAUGGGUAGUCUUGGGUCUUCAAUUUGUUGAAGUAUCGAUUUCCGGCAUGUCCCGACUCCUAACCAAAUUGACUGAGGCUCAACCUGCGCAGCAGGCAGUCAUCGCUGCAGCGGUCAGACCAGGCACGCCCUUAGCCGAACCCUUUGCCAAAAGGAUCCCCCCAGCCCAUGUUUUCAUAACCACUCCGCCAACUAGCAUCACUGAGCCCGACAGCCAGAAGGCCAUCACAAAAAAAGAGGAAGACCCUGACAUUCUCGGUGGUGUUCGGAGUUUGUUGAUGAACUUGUUGGGGCUUGAUGCGGAUGAGAUACAACUUCAUUCCGACCUCGUCGAGCUGGGCAUUGAUUCUCUCCUAGCCAUGGAGGUGGCUCGGGAAGUUGAGAAAAAGUUUGAAACCAAGUUUGAGCUCGAGGAGCUCAUGGACAUGACAGAUGUUCGGAGUCUGGUUAAUACUAUUCGAACUAGCAAGGGAAUAACAGCAAGCUCUGACUCCUCCCCGGGGAUAGAUGGAGACCGUAGUGAUGAGCUUGUUAUGACAUCCUCGGUCAGUGACUCCAUCGCUACCCCAGGAGGAGAUGUUAAUGGCGACAUCCCUGGGAUUUAUAAGACAGGGGAAAUUCAACUCUCGGCCCGCCGCAUCACCGAUAUCUUCACAGAGACAAAAUUACUCAGCGACCAAUUCAUCGAAGAGAAUCAGCUCUCUGGAUAUUGCCACCACGUCCAGCCGAAACUAACGGAGUUGGUUGUUGUAUAUAUCUUGGAUGCCCUGGACCAAAUGGGAUGCUCGCUUCGCUCUGCGCUGCCCGGGGAGACAAUCCCCCAAAUCCCUCACCUCCCAAAACAUGACAAGGUCAUGGCUGUCUUUCGAGACUUGUUGGAAAAGGCCCGUCUUGUGAGUGUUCAAUGCUCCACAAUGACUCGGACAACUAUUCCGGUCCCAUCUAAACCCGCCUCCAAGUUGCUGCAAGAGCUCCUGCAUGAAUAUCCCGAGCAUUACUAUGAUCAUAUGCUCACCAGUCUGACGGGUACCAAGCUAGCAGAUUGCUUGACCGGGAAGUUGGAGGGUAUACAUUUGCUGUUCGGCUCUCCUGAGGGACGAGAGCUGGCAGCGGGUAUGUACGGGAAGUCCCCCAUCAAUAUGGCUUGGCUGCGACAACUGCAGCUUUUCUGGGAGCAAUUUAUGGCUCAAGUCCCAGCGCACUGCGAGGAACCUCUCCAUAUCUUAGAAUUGGGUGCAGGCACAGGCGGCACGACGGCGGCACUAUUGCCGCUUCUUGCGCGGUCGGGUAUCCCUGUGAGCUACACGGCCAGUGAUAUCUCACCUUCGCUAGUUGCUGGACUUCGGAAGCGCUUCAAAGAGUACCCAUGGAUGCGGUUUGAGGUGGUGGACAUUGAAAAGGAAGCCCCUGGUAAACUUCUGGAAAGUCAGCAUAUUGUGCUAGCAACGAAUUGUGUCCAUGCCACGCACAAUCUGGCAAAAACCACCAAAAAUAUUCAUAAAAUGCUUCGUCCAGACGGCUUCCUUACCCUACUGGAAAUGACCGAGCCACUACCUUGGGUUGAUUCGGUCUUUGGGCUGGUUGAAGGGUGGUGGCUAUUCAAUGAUGGUCGUCAUCACGCGCUUGUUCAGCCAGAGAUUUGGGAAAAGACCCUACACGGCAGCGGAUAUGGGAAAGUUGAGUGGACCGAUGGCGAUUUGCCUGAAAAUUCCAUUCAACGGCUUAUCAUAGCCCUUGCCUCGCCUGAGAAACACAGCCGGGUAUCCGAGUUUUCCCUUCCACCUUUGAAGACCCCGGCUGACUUCUCUGCCCGUCAAAUAGUAAUCGACUCGUUGGUUCACAAACACAUCGAUGGCUUUGUGGCCCCGAGUUUGCCUCCCAUUGGUAAAAGUACGCGCCGUUGUGUACUAGUCACAGGUGCCACGGGGUGUUUGGGUUCUCACAUCGUCGCCCACCUGGCCGAGCUGCCCGAUGUGCGAAGAGUAAUCUGCCUGAACAGGGGACGCGAUUCAGACGCAGCCGCACGACAGCUUGAGGCUUUGGAAUUGUGGGGUCUCCUCGAUGAAAACAUUUCGAAAUUGGAUGUCAUAGAAACUGACUCGUCAGCGCCCACCCUUGGUCUCUGUCCCCAGAAAUACCAGUAUCUUGUCAAGAACGUAACUGAUAUUGUCCAUAAUGCGUGGGCUAUGAGCAUGACGCGUCCGGUGCGUGGAUUUGAACCCAAAUUUAAGGCCAUGCGCAAUCUGAUUGAUCUGUCUCGUGCCUGCGCGUCGGAGGGGCGAAAAGUCGGAUUCCAGUUUAUUUCCUCCGUCGCGGUCGUCGGAUGUCACCCGUUCCUAAGUGGUCAGGCAAGAGUCCCGGAGCAAAGAGUCACCGUCGAGUCGGCGUUGCCGAUGGGAUAUGCCGAUGCCAAGCUUGUCUGUGAGCAUAUGCUCGACAAGUCUCUGCACCGGUAUCCUGAGUCCUUUCGCACGAGUUCCGUGAGAGUAGGACAGAUCUCGGGAUCUAAAGUGAAUGGCAACUGGAAUCCCGUGGAGCACCUCGUGCAUUUAAUCAAGUCGUCUCACACGCUCGGGGUGUUCCCAGCUCUCGAUGGAGUUCUGUCCUGGUGUCCCGUUAAUGAUGUGGCUGCCACUUUACGAGAUCUACUCCUAGGAGAUCAGCCUGUGUACCCUAUCUACCACAUCGAGAAUCCAGUGCGACAGCCGUGGCCCGAAAUGGCCGUCAUUAUUUCAAAAGCACUGAAUAUCCCCCCGACUAGUAUAAUUCCAUACGAAGAAUGGCUUCAUAGCGUGCGUCAAUUCCCACCCAGCUUGAUGGCCUCCGAAAAUCCUGCGGCGAGGCUGGCGGACUUCUUCGAGAUGGAUUUUGUGCGCAUGGCCUGCGGUGGCGUGAUACUCGACACAGCCCAUACCAAAGAGCAUUCUGAGACAUUUAGGGGAUUGGGUUCGAUUGAUGAGUCCUUAGUUAGGAAGUAUAUUCAGGCGUGGAAGGAAUCUGGGUUCUUGCAUUCAUAA